AUGGCUUUGAGUUCUCUCUUUUCACCGAGCUUCACUACUAUCCCCUCCACAAGUCUCUCCACAAAGCAUUCGUUCAGUUUCCACCCUUAUCUUCACUCUAGGUCUCUUCAAUACACUAACAAGAAGAGAGAAUUUCCACUUCCAUCGGUGGCUUCAAUUCCAUACCAACCAAUCAAUGUAGACUACUUGGAAGAAGAAUUCAGUGGCCAUGGAGUCACUUUCGAACGUCUUAGUGAUAGCUGCGUUGCCAAGAUGAGACUGGAAAAUGGGAGCACUGCCACAUUGAUGCUACCAAGCGGCUUAAUCACAUCAUACAAGGCUCGCAUGUGGCAUGGAGGUACAGUUGAGCUGUUGCAAACAUCAGUCUUGCAGGGGGAGGAUGGAAGUGCUGCCAUACGAGGAGGGGUGUCUCCAGCCUUUGCCUUUGACAGUGAUGGUGAAAUUUCAUGGUCUCCUAGUACUUGGGCUCUUAAGGAUAUCAGAGGAGAUUCUCGUGACUCUAUUCAGGUUGAAAUAGUGAGCACUGAUGCAAAAGAUAUGGUUGAAAUCAGAUACAUUUUGAGUCUCAGUCAAGAAACCUUAAGCUCAGAGCUUAUUGUCUCCAACUCAAAAUCUUCAUCGAUCCAAAUGAGGGGUUGUAUUAUUAGCCAUCUUACAGUAAGCACACCAGAAGCAACCUAUGCAUAUGGAUUAGAGGGAUCAGACUUCUUUACCAGGCCUAUGUUCUUAUCAACCUUCGGCAUUGUUCCUCCAGACCUCAGAGAAAGUGGAUUUGGUUCUGGCCAACUGUGGGGAAAUAUGGGUUUCAAAGGAUUUUUUACUGGCCGGGAUGGGAGAAAUCAGAAGAAUGGUGAUGAUGGAAGAGACAGUCUGCAAGAAAUUGAGGAAAUGGAGGGUGAAGAAAACGAUAAUUAUAAGAAUUUAACUGAGCAAAUGAGCAGGAUUUACACCAGCGCACCACGGGACUUCACAAUCAUUGACAGGGGCCGAAGAAACUCAGUUGCUGUAGGAAGGGAGGGAUUCGAGGAACUAUACAUAUUUAGUCCCGGUUCAAGCCAUGAGAUGUAUGGCAUGUAUUCUUUUAUAUGUGUAGGCCAAGCAGUCAUGCUUAAACCAGUAAUUUUGAAUCCUGGAGAGGCAUGGACAGGCAGUCAGCAUUUACACAAUCCAAAUCUCUAG
Molecule: messenger RNA, 1179 nt
Organism: Dovyalis caffra
Lineage: Eukaryota; Viridiplantae; Streptophyta; Magnoliopsida; Malpighiales; Salicaceae
Source: the annotation of a GenBank genome assembly